AGUUUUGGCUCAAACAUUGUGAGCUCCGUCCUUGGCACGAAGGAACCACUUCGUCCUUGGCGCCAUGUGCAGCGCCAUGUGGUUGACGUUCACUUCCUUGAUCAGCCUUUCCGGUGCGGAGACGUUUCAAUGUUCCGAGCCCGGCCACACCGUGGAGCCGUCGCGUUCCGGAGCCUGCGGAUCGGAAGACAUCCAGGCCUUGCUCCAGCACCAGACAUACGCCAAUGUCGACCGUACUAUGACUUCAGAUCUUGAAUGGCAAGCACUCGUCUCCAGGGCAGACUGUGUUCCUGCAAUACCUUGGCCAUGUGGAAACGAAGAGAUUUCCCGCUUCCCCUUGCAGCAAAUCAACACCGGAAACAACUGUGCCAAUGGGAUGGCGACCAUUUCAUCCUUGGACCUGAACACCUCUCAGUACACCGAUCUGUGUUACAUCCCAGGCGUUUGCCUCAAUGCUUGUGGCAUUAAUCCCAUCGACAGCGCCAUCUAUUGCCAUACUCGAGGCAACUCCUUUGAGGAGCAGUUCGUGCGAGUGGACUGUCCAGUGAGCGAUUUGCAGUCUCCCGUGCAGGGAUCACUUUGCUAUUUUGGCCCAGGUGGUGAUUCCUUUGCGGGUGCCUUUGAUCCCAAAACUGGCAACUACAUCUUCCGGCAGAACAGGAAUCUCCGGUCCAUCGAUUCGGCAGCGAUUGCUGGUUUUCUCGGGUCAACGACGCCGUCCAGCAACAGCCAAGUUCGUAGCAGCAUCACGGGUGUGGCGAGCAACUUCCGUGGUAACGUGGCAGAUUUCAUCAUCCGGACAACGGACAUUGGAGAUGGAAAUCAGACCUACUUGAUUGGAUGCCAUCAGAAUAUGGUCUACUUCCACUCCUUAGACAAUCCGACGAACCCAACGCAACACAGCCAAGUCAGAUCAUUGCAACUUUUGAUUGAAUAAACAUGCAUAGCACCUGGGGCAAAAAUUUCCGCCUCAGUCCGAUUUGCCUGGGAGGAUUCACGGAUUUUAGGGGAACUCCGCGCCAGGUAGGAGUUUCCGCGGCCAGCAGUGAAUGUUUGCCGCAAGCAAAUUUUUACAUAGCCUUCAAAAAGCAUCACCACUGCCUAACACCGACCAGGUUGUCUCUUCCAUGAUUGCAUACCACAUAUUGUUCUGCAAGGACAUAGUUUCACAUAGUUUCACAUCUCAAGAUCUCACACCCUACGAUUUUGACACUUCUUCAUUCAUGACAUUCACAAAGAGGCUGCAACAUUUGUUCAAGCCCUUCAAAGGCACUGUUUUUGAAUCGGCAUUCCUCUGCCAGGAAUCUUCCGCCGUUUUGCCGGGUAUUUCCGCCUUUUUCCCGGGUAUUUCCGCGCCAGGUGUUUUCAACUUUGGACUGGUUUUACUCGUAUGUGCUCAUACCGCACAAGAAACCUUCAAAACAAAGACACAUGUAUAUGAUAUGAUGCUAGCCAAAUUUCCAGGUGGAGGUGGAAACUUAAGUGUCGGCAUUCUUUGUUUUCUUAAUGGAGGGACCGUUCCAGUGAGAAAUGCCCAACGUAAACCACAGAACAUAUUCAACUCCUAUAUAGUCUUUGUCUGAGUAGAUUCUUGAAAGGAAAAAUUUGCGGCAACAAACAUUUUCCGCGGCAAAAAGUUAAUCUCCGCCAGGACGGGAACCCAAAAAGGGCAAGAAUUUCUGCCGAAAGGAUCUUCUAGCCACCUGAAUCGACCUGGUGCACGGUAAAAGGCAAACUUCUUUGGAAAAGUGCCUCAUACGAAGAUCUAGGCAUAUCGCUGGAUUGGACAUGCAUCUUUCUGCCUUUGAAGGACAUAUACGUCGCAUGUAUGAAGGCAAAUCAGAAAAACCAAACUUCUUUGGCGUUCAUGUAACAGGUGUCCAGCCUCGGCUCUCCCAAACGCGAAAGAUCUCGACAGCUUUGGCCUCCAGCCGCCCAGCCAUGUCCUGGACCCCGAGACCGCUGCCAGUGCUUUUUUUUUGUCUCAAGAAGCCCCCAAAAGUGGUGCUUGCGGGUUAGGCCGCCAACGAGGUCUACCACUAAAUUGGUCGACCACCCCAGUCCGCCCACUGGCUUCAUCGCGCAUCUUACUUCGGUGGUUUCGGACAAAGACACCGACUGACUACUUCGGACGGGCGAACUUGACGAGGCAAAGCUUUCAAAUGUCUGGGGUGAACCCCGGUGGUUCCUCCGGUGCUCAGUGGUCCUUCCAGGGCGAGAUCUUUUGCGCCUACAACAACGGCGGCGAUGGUGUCAUUCAAGUCAAUGUCACCGACGUCAACCAACCGCAGGCCGGCCGGGUCCCUGCGGGCAGCGUCAGCGGAUCUGCAAGUACCAACUCAAAUGAUGGUCUGAACUGCCUCAAUGCGACAAACCCAUUUCCACCAGCGGUCACGACGACCAGCACCACAACCACUACCACAACAACGACUACCACAACCACCACGACCACGACGACCACGACAACGACAGCAACGACAACAACCACGACGACUACAACAACAACCACGACAACCACCACAACUACGACAACAACCACAACGAC
Molecule: messenger RNA, 2545 nt
Organism: Durusdinium trenchii
Lineage: Eukaryota; Dinophyceae; Suessiales; Symbiodiniaceae
Source: the annotation of a GenBank genome assembly